UCGCGCACAUGUGCAAUAUUUUGCGGAAUGCGUCCUGGUGCUCGCGCUCGACUCUGAGCACGAGAGAAACUCUCUUAGAGUUUUAUCAUGGAUAUAGAUACAUUUGAGAAGACAAAAUCUACUAUUUAAACUCAUUCAGCGGCAUUUCCAUAGACUAAAACAGUUUUAUUCGUAAACAUUAAACAGAGAUAAAAAUGUCCAGACCCACGGCCCGGGAGCGACAGGAGAGCGAUGAUGACUCGGACACAGACCUGCUGCUCGCGGCGCUUUCACCGGAGGAAGUGGAGAAGCUCGAGCGGGAACUCGUUUAUAUCGACCCCGACCCGACUGUACCUGUCGGACUCCGCCAGCGGAACCAGACGGACAAACUCCCGUCCAGGGGAUAUGACAGAGAAGCGAUGCUGGACUACUGCGAGCGCCAAACCAAGAAACUAAUCCGGAGAGAACUGAGCGCAGAGGGAGGGGAUGGAAGAAGGAGAGAGCGACUUCGCCGGAUGAGGAGCAGAGAGUUUUCCAGAUCACAGAGCGGCGAUCCUCCGGACACAGAGAGCAGAAAUGCUGAAAGUGAAAAAGAUAAGGAGAGAACGAGAAAAUGGGAGGAUGACUCUAAAGAUUUAUCUGAUGAGGGAGAGAAGAAAAGGGAGGAAAGGAGAACAGGUGAUAAGACGGAAAGUGGCAAAGAACUUUCUAGGAAAGAGAAAGGAGGAAGCAAAACUCUAGACCUCAUUUCCAAACUGCAAGAGAAACAAGAGGAGAAGAAAGACAGAGGGAGGAAGGAUGAGAAGAAAGUGAACGAAAACUCCAAAAUACGAGGGGUUGUCUCCAAACUUCAGGGGGAUAAAGACAUAGAAGAGAUAAAGGACAAAAAGACGGAUGUCAAAAAGCAAGAUGUAAGCAAAACUAAAACCACAGAGGUACCCAAAAACAGCAAAGCAGGACGAGUAAACUUAAAAGAUGCAGAAAAAGACGACCAAAACAGCAGAUUUAGAAGAGUUGAAGAAAUAAGUUUGGAUAAAACCAGAGCUCAAAAGGAGAGAGAACAAGUGAAACCAUCUGAAAACACCAAGGCGAAGAUUUCUGCCAGUUCCUACCAUGAAAGCUCAGGGAACUGUCAUGGAGCGGACACCUGUUCAAUUACUACUGAGGAGGACGAGUCUUAUAGUGAAGAUCUGGACAGUGACACUGGCUCCAGCAUGUUUGAUGAUCUUCUAGAGCAGGUUCGCAGUGAUGAUCCUGAACUAACAGAGGUCAACGUCAACAACUCAGAUGCCAUUAAAACAGAUACCCUGAUUCAGUUCGCAGAGGGUCUUCGUGGCAACACUCACAUUAAAACCUUCUGCCUCGCAAACACAAGAGCGGACGAUCAUGUUGCAUUCGCCAUCGCCAAAACAUUGCGAGAAAACUCAACCUUGACCGGCAUCAACCUCGACUCCAAUCAUCUGACAGGCAAGGGCAUCCUGGCCAUCAUCAACUCUCUUCAACACAAUAGCGCACUGAUGGAGCUGAGGUUUCAUAACCAGAGACACAUCUGCGGAGGGAAGACUGAGAUGGAGAUGGCUAAAGUCUUACGUGACAACUCUUCACUGCUGAAGUUGGGAUAUCACUUUGAGUUGGCCGGGCCCAGGAUGGCCAUGACGAACAUCUUGAGUCGAAACAUGGACAGGAAGCGGCAGCAGCGAUUAGAAGCGCAAAAACUCGCCGGACAUGAGAUCAACUUCACCUCACAAGAAGAAAAUAAGAGCUCAACUGAUAAAACUAAGUCGACAACAUCGUCCACUCCAAAGAAAGACUCUAAAUUUGCUUCCCUAUCAAAAUUCACCUCUGCUCAAGAAAAUUCCAAAGCUUCACCGACAAAGCCACUGUCUAAACUCCUCCCCACUGAGGUAACAGGAAGUAAAAAAGGAGCAACAGGAAAUGGGCAAGCCCCUCCUCCUCCCCCUCCUUCAGGUCCAGCAUUAGAUGUUCAGGCACUGAGGAGAUCUUUGACCCCAGUCUCUCAGAGGAAACCAGAUGGCAGUACAGCUGUCCGACAGAUGGACAGGAGCUCCAGAGAUCAGCUCCUGGACUCUAUCAGAAACUGCAGCAUGAAUGCUCUCAAGAAGGUUGAGAUCCCUAAGCGGUUGAGAUAACAUCUGUCCAGUGCACAUGUGUCUGAUUCAGAUUCGCCUGCAGUCUUCCAGAGCCCUGUUAUGAUGGAGGAGUCACUGAAUCAUCAAGAUGAGAUUCCUUCUCUACGUGCUCAGGCAUUCAGACACUUUAGAUACAUGAUAUGUAAACAUCUGAGGUGUGAGGCUUUACCAUAUUAGUGUGAAUUUUCCCUAGACUGAUAGGAAGAGCUGUGAGUGCUUCAAGUGUCCUUGAGAAUAUUGGCCACAAAAAAACUUUUUUUGGAAUGUGUUAUUGAAAUAUAAUAGCCAUUUCUUUUUAGAAUUCUGGCAUACUUUAAUAUACUUUUAUCUUCUACCAUGUUUCUUGUAGCAUCUCCACUCAUCAAUUUGCAAAUAUCAUGCCAUAUUAUUUUCAGCUGAAGGUUCAUGAUCUCAUGCUUUCUGCAGCACGUCAGUAAUCAGUUAAAUGUUGUCGCAUUAAACAGAAAUGUCAGAAAGUGUAUUUAAAAGCAUAAAUGAAUCAUAGUGUAUGCGGAGAAUAAAGCAAAAAAUCUCAUUUUUGAGCAACAUUUAUUAUGUAUCCUGCAACUUAAGUUUAUUUGUGAUACAUUAAAAUUGUCACUUUAGAACUAUUGUAGAUAUUGAGCUUUCUGUAUGCAGUGCUACCUGAUGUGAAUUAAGAAAUUUUAAAUGUAAAAAUGGAAAUUGCCUUGGAUUUGAUAAAUCUUAAAGCAUUUUUGAUGAAUCUUUAUCGUUACAGCAGUUCAAUAAACCUCCACAAACAACCAUA
Danio aesculapii is the source of this 2898-nucleotide messenger RNA. It is a transcript of the gene lmod1a, whose product is annotated as leiomodin-1. The coding region runs from base 195 to 2129 and encodes 644 amino acids. Gene Ontology annotation, cellular component: striated muscle thin filament; myofibril. The record is from RefSeq and is a predicted model, not a curated record. Gene Ontology annotation, biological process: pointed-end actin filament capping; muscle contraction; myofibril assembly. Gene Ontology annotation, molecular function: tropomyosin binding. The transcript has 3 exons. Lineage: Eukaryota; Metazoa; Chordata; Actinopteri; Cypriniformes; Danionidae.